Messenger RNA from Daphnia pulicaria, 7025 nucleotides. RefSeq names its product enhancer of mRNA-decapping protein 4-like (gene Ge-1). The coding region runs from base 178 to 3681 and encodes 1167 amino acids. The transcript is spliced from 15 exons. NCBI's taxonomy places the organism in Eukaryota, Metazoa, Arthropoda, Branchiopoda, Diplostraca, Daphniidae. Gene Ontology annotation, cellular component: P-body. The record is from RefSeq and is a predicted model, not a curated record. Gene Ontology annotation, biological process: deadenylation-independent decapping of nuclear-transcribed mRNA. Gene Ontology annotation, molecular function: protein binding.
UACGAGUUACGACGAAGCGAAAUCAGACACACAGUUUGUUGCACUUGCACACCGGUCGAUUUCGUCGGAGUCGUUUGUCUUUAUUAGUUCAGUUAGAAAAUUUUGUAAAAUUCAUCUGUAUUUUAUCGCACGUGGUUGGUUUUUCUCGCUGAUUAUACACCCGUCGAGAGAUUCACCAUGAGCUGCAGUUUUAAUGGUCAAACGAGCAAAGAUGAGGAACUUACCAUUAUGUUUUCAGAGGCGAUGGAUUGGCAAAGUGUUGCAACAAAAUCAUCAGAAGAUGUUGUUAUUUAUCCAGUUAAUGGAGGGCACCGUUCUGGUAGCUCACAGAUCAAAGUUAAAAAUAUAGUUGAUUCAUCAUGGGAUAAAGCUUUCCACUGGGGAAACCUGGUUGCCACUCAUUACAAGGGGCAAUAUUUUGCAUAUGCACUGACAGUCCCCGGAAAAUCAGCUGGCAUGGUUCGAGUGAUAAGAACUGGGAGCAGUGAUAGAAUCCUAUUAAAGGGAUUCCAUGGCUUUGUUCGAGACCUGUCUUUUGCGUUCCAUGAGAAAAGGAUACUUGUGGCUGCUGUCGAUGAAUAUAGUUACCUUCUCGUCCAUGAGAUCAUUGGAUCAACUGCUCAAUUGAUUUUGCAAGUGAAUCCCGAUGGAAUUACUACUGCCACCGACUGCCAUCGUGUAGUCUGGUGUCCCUAUGUCCCAGAAAAUCCCAAAACUCUAGAUGAAUUGAGUGAUGGUUUGAGAAAUGAUGCUGAUGAUCAUGCAUUAAUGCUUGCAGCGGUACAUGAUUGCCGUGUGGAAAUAUGGCAUCUGGGUCAUAUCAAUGGAACAGUCACCUACCCCAGUGUGACUACUGGAUCCACUCAAAUUACCUCAUUUGAUGAUGCUGUUGUUGAUGUGGCAUUUUCUCCAGAUUCAACAGCAAUUGCUGUCGCCAGUUUGGAUGGCUACGUCAGAUUCUUUUUGGUCAAUAUUAAAAAGGAAAUUCCAAAAAUUUUGCACAAGUGGCAACCACAUGAAGGAAAAAGGCUCUCAGGCAUUAUUUUCUUGGACAAUCUCAGUCAUCCAACUAUCAGAGAAUGUCCGCUGUGGAAGUGGGCAGUCACAUCCGCGGAAAACAACACAGAGUUUAAGCUAUGGUCCUGUGAAUUGUGGAAGUGCCAUCAGACGAUCCGUUUCAAAUCGGAUGAUUCUAUUCCCAUUAUCCAAAAAAUGACACUCGACUUGUCGGCUUCAUUCCUUCUUAUUUCCGACAUUCAUCGCAAGGCUUUGUACGUUAUGCACAUAGAACAGGAGCCAGAAGAGAAGAAUCCGCUCUCUGAUGACGGCGAAGAACCUUCCAAAUCGGAAGAACGAACCAUCUCGAAAGUGAGCAGCAUCACUCAACUCCUGUUGCCUUUCUCAGCCAUUAGUGUUGCCAUCCGUGAAGCUUCAAUUAGGCCACCUUCCCAGCCAUUGGGUGACGAGGACUUUGAUGGAGAUGAAAAGGCCAGUAAAGUGAUAAUGAAGAUGUUCGUAGUGCAGCCCAAGUCGCUGCAAAAGUGCAAAGCAGUCUUCGAAUUGGGGACUUCGGUCCCACUGGGCGAGGCUAUUGGAACCUCCUUCUCCACCAUCAACACCACGUCGGAGUAUGAACCGGUGAAUGUAGUCAAAACAGCAUCCGCUACCAACCACAUCAACCUGUUGACACCCGACGCGUUCGUCUCUCCAGCCAAAACCAACACGGAUUCCUCAUCUCAAAAGCAAUUGAUUGUGACUUCACCAGGCACUGUGAGUCCCUUGCCGCCUGCAUCAGGUGAGAUCCUGGCCCUUUCAAGCCCACGACGACCGACACCUGAGGUUACCUCAUCAACGACGCCGAAGCGGAACGGCAUUCCCAGUGGGGGUAGCAGUCCCAGUCGCGAAGUUGAAGAAAUCCUGGGAACAAGACCUAUGACGGAAGGCUCGAUUGAGUCACCCGAUACCUCUUCCGCCACCGUGCCUACUGGUCCAGCUCUUCAAGACGCCUUAUCAGCCUAUCCCAUUUCGUUGUCGCCGGCUAUGGGUCGCUCAGCCUCGGUCAAUAGCAAGGGACCAUCCCCCAUCAUGGAUAAAUAUAACGCACCAACUGUUGAGGAUCCGCUAUGCACUUACCCUACUUCCGCUGUUGCAGCUCCUACUCCUUCCUCCGUAUCUGCGGAUUUAAACGGCAGUUUGCUGGAAUUAUUUAAAGAAGCCCUUGUCGUUGAAGCUUUGCCAGCGCAAGCAGCGUGGCCGUCCGUUCUUCCGCCACUCAACGUUCAACAACUACAACGGCCCAAAGAGCCGCCAGUGCGCGAAACGGAUGCCGGAAAUUCUGCUCAGAUGCAAAUGAUGCAACAGACACUGGACCAAUUGGUUCAGCUCGUCUCUGCUCAACGCGCAGAACAACAACAACUGAAGAACGAGAUUGGUCAGUUGAAGGCGGAAAUGACUCGGAUGCACUCACCGGAACCCAUCCAGCCUCCAUGGAUUGCUCAGAUGGAAUCCACUUUGGCCGUUUAUUUCGAUCGCCAGACUAAAAAGUUGGACGAAGUCAAUUCUCCAGCGAAAACCCAACAAUCCGUGUCGAAACUUCAGUCGACGAUCCGAUCCGAAUUCGAGAACAAGGCGCAUACACUGGAGCAACGAAGUGUUGAUUUUAUCCGCAAGGAAUUGCAAUCGGUCAUUGCGACGGAGAUGAAUAAACUGGAACCGUUUUUGAAAAACUCUACGAUGCAAAUGAUGAGCCAUUUGUCGCAGAACAAGUCCAUCAUCGAUGCGUACAGCCAAGCUACUUCGACGGCGGCCGUGUCGGCCAUGAAUCGCGGCUGCAAGGAUGCCAUCACGUCACAGCUGCUUCCGUCGCUGGAAGUCUCGUUCCAGACACUCUUCGCCCAGCUGCACAACACUUUUUCCAAGGGGAUCACCGAGUUCGUACGAAACAUCGAGAGCAACCUGGAACGACACCGCAGGCUGCAAGACAAGGAAUCGGCCGUUCAACUCAACGCCACCAUGGAUAAGAUUGCCGUCGUUUUGGACCAAGUCCGGCAGUCGAUUUCGUCCGAUACCAAGACGGAAUUGAAGAAAAUCUCUCACGAAUUUCCGGAGAGGGUUCGUGUACUUUUGACUCCUGUGAUCCAGUCCGAGAUGCAACACGCCAUCAAGGAUCAGAAAGCGGCUCUGGACGGUGCCAUGUUGGCAGUUCACCAAGCCGCCCAAAUUCAAUCGCGCGCUGUGACGCCAGCGGUGGUGGAGCUGACGCCAGCCGAGCAUCAAAUCCAAUUGAAGCACAUGAUUGACCAAGGACGAUUAUUCGAAGCUUUCCAGAGGGCGCUCUACAUGAACGACUUGAGUAUGGUAACGUUCGUUUGCUCAAAAGUCGAUGCCGGUAAACUCUUCGCCUCGGAUCCUUGCGUCUUCCCACCACAAAUCCUUUUGGCGUUGAUCCAGCAACUAUCUGCAGAUCUUGGCUCGUCGACUGAAUUGAAAUUAGAAUAUCUCCAAGAAGCACUCUUGGCUGUGAACACUCAAGAUCCGCAGAUUAAGGAGCACGCACCCAAGGUGAUGCCUCAACUGGUGGUGAAUUUGCAUGCCCAGAUGGCCAACAAUCUCAGUAUCACACUGCAACGUCAAUUGCGCAUGUUACUGCGCUGUGCCGAGCCAUUGGCUUCAGCCAAGUAGGACCUUCUUUUGAAGGAGCAACAAAAUAAUAACAACAGGUCCUUCCUUGAAAACAAAAAUAACACGAUGAAAUGGUGCGCAUUUCUUUCCUUCCCAGAUUUUGGUUUCAUUAAUUUUUUCCCCGAUGUGUGUCUAGCUACUCUCAAUUUUCCAUCCCAAGCAAAGUUCAAUUUUCCCUUUGCCAAUUUAAAAAAGAAAAAGAAACAUUACUUAAACUUUUGAAGAAAAACCGAAGCAGCUUGAUAUGAUCGUGACUUAAUAAUUCUUUAAGUUCGUUUUGUUGUGUUUUUCAAUUUCCCCCCCAGGUAAAGAAAGGUUUAGCUCUAACCGCUGUCUUUAUUCCAUGUUGUGUUGAUUUAGUAAUCGAUAAAUAUUGCGCUUGCUCUUCUUCCUCCUUUAUUCUUUGCCCCCUUCAAUUUCUUGUCGCACAACAAAGAAACUUAUCAACUUGGAAGCGAUGCGAUCUUUAAAAUCUGAGAAGACGUGACGUACAAAAGAAAAAACAUAAUACAAGGAAAUUCAAAUAAAGAUACGGUUGUGUGUUUGUUUGUGUACAAUCGCACGUAAUACCAGCAGGUCCUUUUUCCUCCCCGAAGGACGUUGGUUUGUUGUGGUUAAACAAACCAACAUGACGGCGGUGGGUAAAUGCGCACAUGUUUGUAAUUCAAUAAGUUUAUUUCAUUUUGAAUAGAGUGUCUGGAGGUCAUGAAGCUGCUGUGCUGCUGUGACGCUGUUGCGUUUUUUCUUCCCCUUCGCCCAAGGAUUGUUGUGACCAAAAAGAAUCCAGCACGUGGAUUUCAGUUUUUUUCUUAUUUAUUUAUUUAUUUUUAGAUUAUCCACCAAGCAACACCAAGUCCAUUGGAAUUUUUCUUUUUUUUUGGCCGUUAUCGCUUCCUAGUGUCGCAGAGGAUAUGCGUGCCGGGUUUUUUCUUCUCCUCCGCUUUAUCACGUUGCAGCAGCGGCGGCGAGACCCGAACGAUGUCUUGUCUCUUUCCCAGACAACACAGCCCUUAACACAUUUAUUUUUUUUUGUUUCCUUCUGAUGUUUGAACCAUCACGCCAUUGAGUUGUGAUUGGUUCAUUCAGUUGUAUGGCCAUCGAGUCCACCCGGGACAAUUGUGUGAGUAAUAUAAACCACCACCACAGAGAAUUGUGUAGAAGAUAAUUUGGGUGAGACAAACAAGUUUUUUUUUUCUAGUUGGUAAGCGUUUCACAAUUUUUGGCUUUUGCGAUGGUGGUGCAACUUUGUUUUUCGGGUAUUGUUGCGUCACGUGCGCAACUUUGCAGAAAAACAACGUGAAAUGGGCGUCCCGACGCUCACGUCAGCAGUUUAUUUUCGAUUUUCUCGACUCUCCCCCAAAGUCCAUUUUUAUCAUCCCGCAACAACAAGAUCGUCAACCUCCUUCCCAACCUCCUCUUUUUUUCUUUUCUGUGUCACGUUGCUCGUCUGCCGUGAGUCGCGUGCGGAAAUAAUACGAGAACUGCAUAUCUCUGUCUGUCUGUAUACACGGGAUAGUAUGUAACAGUCACGGGAUCGCGUAUUUUCAAACAUUGUUGACAACUCGCUUGUUUUUUGUUUCACCAAACUUUUGGACUCUUCUCCUUUCCUUACGUUUAUUUAUUUUUAAAAAUUCACGCGCGAUAAAAGUGGCCGUGUUUAGUCGCGUUCGGGUUCAUCUGGAGCACCGGGGGGCGGCGUACGUGUCCCAGUCAACGUGAACAUUUUUUUGUUUUUCUUUAGAUAGUCGUCGCCGCAACAACAACAACAACCGAAAAAGAAACACAACCACCUUUCGCCGUCUCAUCGUGAGGUUGCAGCAGCAGCCAAAAAGCCGGAAAUUGCGUCGUCUGUAUUAGUUGGCGCAUUGCAUCAUAUCAAAAACCGAUGAUUGGGAAAUCAUGGGUGCAUAUAAUGUUCUGCGUAUACAAACGAAAGUAGAGAAGCAACUCUUUUCCGCCCGCGGGAUUUUUUUAUUUGAGGUGUUGUUGACGCGUUCGUUUAUUUUAUUUUGUUCCCCCCCCCCCCCCGUCUGUUUUGGGGUUUUUCAAGGUUUCCCGCAAAACUCGUCCCGAGGUCUUUCGGAUGUUGUGAAACACAUCAUUGUACAUUUUUCUUGAACGCUGCAAUACCCCCAGGAUAUGAUGAUAGUGUGUGCGUGUAUACGGUUUGAAUUUCCUCUAGUGACCUCGUUUUUCGUUCUUCAGAUGUUUCCGCUUCCGCUUUUGUACAGAUGACAUUGAAGUGAAAAAGGGCCUUUAUCUCUCGGUUGAUUGCUCAGCACAAAAGGUUCCGUUGGUUGCGUAGAUUUUAUCACGCCGGAAUAAAUAAUAAUGUUGUACCUUAUCUAGACCGUAACUUGUAAUAUCUCUGCUCGUUGUACUCCCGGUUGAGAAAGUGUGACAAUAGUGUCGUGAGUCACGGCGCUAUUCUCUUUUCUCCACUGAUUAUUGAGGGAGAAAGGACCGUCGGUGAACCGGAGUUAAAACAAACAGACAAAACGGACGGCAAUUUGCCAAUUAGCCGAUUCAUUUGUAUACACACACAAUGCCUGUUUCCGUAACACUUGAUCAAAUUGACGUAAUCGACCUCGAUCAAUUGACAUCCGCAUAGCGAAUAAGGGAAACGAUCAUUUAUUCACGAAGAAAAAAACGGGAAGAAUAAGGAAGUAUCUCAAUGUUAUAGACUUGUCGUUUGGCUUAACUGAUUGCGACUUUUCACGGAGUAAAGUUAAGUAGGCCACGGCCGCCACUAUAGACUCCCAAUGACUUGCACGCAAAUUAUUUAUGUUCUCUUUUAUACAGUGGAGAGAAAGCCGGAACCGUAGUAAGUACACGUAGUAGUAGUAGAAAAUACUACUACCAAACAGUUGUGUCAAAAUUUCACUUUGUCGUUCUCAUUUCGUGUUGUUGUGGGUGCGAAAGAAAUUUCUCUUUUUCCAACUAUUUCAACCAACAAAUUCAAAGUGUAUUGUUUUUCUUUCAUCAUGACACACAUAGAAUAUUAUUCACCCUCAUUUCUUCCUCUUACACGAGAUAUUUUUUAAAUUACAAUCAAAAUGACCAACAACCAAAAAUCCCAACAACAAGUUUUUUUUUUUUGCCAUAUCCGCGACGGAUUUGAUUAUCUAAUAAUUAGAGUAAUAAAUUUGCGAUGUAUUAAUUAAUAUUAAUAUUUACAGGUACGACGAGGGUAGAUUGGUGGGGAGGGGGUUUGGAGAAUUAUUCAAAUCAUGGAAUGGGUCUGAGAAAAAGAGGAAAAUCAAUUCAAAAAAAAUGAGUCUAAAGAAAUUGAAUGGGUCGGUUAUUAUAUAAUCAAGAAGAAGGGGAGAGGGACUAGUUGGUGA